Homarus americanus (American lobster) is the source of this 5697-nucleotide messenger RNA. RefSeq lists its product as uncharacterized. Bases 191 to 1012 code for a protein of 273 amino acids. The record is from RefSeq and is a predicted model, not a curated record. NCBI's taxonomy places the organism in Eukaryota, Metazoa, Arthropoda, Malacostraca, Decapoda, Nephropidae. The transcript has 7 exons.
ACAAGUUUUCAGUAUUGGCCCCGAGUCAUUUCCGUGGAGUGUGUGUCUGGUGUACCUGAGCCACACCUGCCUUCACCUGUGUUGUUUACCCUUCAGGAUAACUUAAUUCUACCUUUUAACAUAAUUUUGAAUCUUCAGCCGUCAGUGGUUCUCCAGACACUUGGCUCAGCACACCUCAACACUGUGCAUUAUGUCGCAGCACAGAUUGGAAGUGAACUACUUGGGGGAACCUGUCCCCCAUGCCAGAUUAAUGCCUCGCUUAUCAAUAGCUGGCAGUAUAGGUGGAUUAUCAACAACCUCACGGUUAUCAAGGGUCUCCCAUGCAACAACUAUUCGGUCAGUGGCAACCCUCACUGAAACACUCCAUACCAAAACUGGCCUAUCUAUUCCCAUUCUCCCUAAUGCUUUCAUCACCAAUGUUCAGCGUGGGUCUCUCAUCGCUGCCACAUAUUCAAUUAUUCAAGGAUUGUUUGCUAUUGUGACUGGUGUGUUUGACAUCUAUGCCUUGUCCCUUGCUGCCCCAGGUUCCAGUCAUUAUGGCUUUUAUCUCUUCUCAUAUGACUUUGUUUACUCUGGCAGUCCACAUGUUCGGUAUUCGUUGAUGUUGUUUGGUGGUGUCACAGCCUUUGGGGGACUGUGUAUGAUCUUGACCAGUGUUAUGCUGUUACAAGGACUCCGUAAGGAAAUGGAAAUGCGUUUGGAGCCGUGGAUUUGGUGUAUGGCGAUCUUCACCAUCUGGCGUUCACUUAUCAUCAUCUACGCAUCAAUUGUCAAUGAUCUGGUGUUUAGCUACCACAUUCUCAUGUGCCUGUUUUGGAUAAUUUUCAUCCUGGGCAAUGUGUAUGCUUGGUUGGUGGUGCAUUCCUUCUACCAUGAGUUGUGUGAAGUCACCAGACUUGAGGAUGUUGCUCGAGUAAAGAUGGACACAAUGAGCACCAUGGGGUACAGCUCACGCCCCACCACUCCAGGGGCACGUUCUACUAUUUCCACACAGAUGGAUUAUAAAGUCUAGAGGCUGACAUACUUAACUUCAUAGUUUUAGCCAUUUGGGCCUAGUACUUAUUCUGUGUAACCCUUUAAUGAUUAAAUAUUUGAUGGAUUAUUUCACUCACUUUAUAUACUUUACUGUUGCUAAAUCAAUGUCAUAUUUGGUUUGCAUGACGGAAGUCUUUGGUGUGAUGGUAGCUCCUCACUUAAAAAUGUUGGCAAUAAUAUGAGAUUAAUGAUGCAUUUUCCUUACCAUAGAAGAAUGCAUCUACGACUGGCUUCCUGUAGAGACUAUUGCACUUUUUUUGGAAUAUUGAACAACUCUGUUAGUGCUAUACUGUACUGUAAUAAUUUUUACACAGGCAACUUUAAGGCAAUUCUUUUAGAAACAGUAUUUAGUUUUAAGUCAAGCAUUCAGCAGUUUAUCUUUUAUUAUUUGUCUACUAACACAAGUUGACAUUUAUUUUUAUCUGUAAUAUAUAUUUUAAUAUAAGCACCCACAAUUGAAGAGAAAUAUGUUAGAUUAGAAAAAAAUUGUCUUUGAAUAUGUUGCAAAUUUGCGCAACUUGUUUUGUGAAAAGUUUAAAGAUCAUAGAGAAAUGCUUGUCAGUGUGUUGGAGAGUUUUGUGGAAUAUUAGUUAACAUUUGUCUAGUAUUGGUAUUUAGUGUGGAGCGGCAGUUCUUGCUCGGGAUAAGAUAUUUUCAUGUGUUCCAUACAAGUUCAGUAUUGUUAGUGUUGGUCUUGUAAAGAUUUAUGAAUCUCCAUUGAUUUAGUUGAAGGAAUGAAUUGAAUCUCCCUGAUGAAUAAUAAGAUAUUAUAAUGUUCAUCAUCCAUGGAUAUUCCUAUAUUUCAGAUGGAGACAAUGAGCUCAUUCACAGCCUCGCGACCCACUACACCGGGUGCAAGGUCUGAUGCAUCUGCUAAAAUGAUCGGUUAAGCAUUAAAGUGCGGCAGGAUCUAACUUUGGUCUCAGCUAAGAACAUGGAUUAAUGCUAAAGAUAUUUAUUUUCAAAGUUGCUAUUAACAGCAAAAGCAGAUUUGAAAAUAAGUGGAAUCUCUUUAAUGUGACUGUUUUAAAUUCAUGAUAUGGAUAAUAUCUGAAAUGUCAAGAUAUACAUACACAUUAAUCUAACAAAAUAUGGAAUUGGAACUAAAAUGUCUGAAAAAUUCUACAUAUCUAAAAUAUUUGAUCUAAUUUGCAAUAGUAUCAUCUUAAUCAUAUAUUUUAUGUAUAACAAAGUGUUGCAGUGGUUACACAAUAGCUUAAGUUACAUCAGCUUUGGGGUGAAAAUUUUGGCUGACUCAUUCAGAGAAUUUUGACACCCCUUUAGCACAAAGUCAUCAGAUCAAAGAGAUUCUGCUAUCUGAAAUAGUAGAUUAAAUGAUACUUACUUAUAACAUAAAUAACUCUAUGCUCAUUCUUAAACACUAACAUAAUGAAGGCAUUCUUUUGUAUACUGUAUCAGUAAAGACAAUUCUUCACUUGCAGCACUUCUCUAAUUAAUACAAUGUUACUAACAAAGCCAAUUCCAGUAACACAUGGGUGAGAUUAGCAUUAUAAAAAGUCCAAAUACCUCCCCUCAUAAGUUUAGCAUGUCUUUGUCACUUCCACAACAACCAGUACAAUAUUCCCAGAAGUCUUAGCAUGUAAGGCAUCCCAGAGCUUACCAGUACCUGUAUCUUAAUAAUACACUAUGACCACCUCCCAGAGACAACUUCACAUUCCCAGCUGUGUGUUACUGUAGUGAGUACAUGUAUUAAAAUUUAUGCAUGCAAAACAUUAAAUGUACUGUACAUGAGCCAACUAUGGAUUUGUGGUAUUUAGCAUUGCAUUUAAAAAUCACUAGCUACUGCCUGGUACUGGAGGAAAGGGGAGAAUUGGGCUAAGCUGGUACAGUAUUUGAAGGGUUAAAUGUACCUCGUUAUGUAGUUCUCCUUUUUGUGGUUUUUAGUUUUGUCUUUUCCUGCACUCCUUGGCACAUGUCUGCUGUCAUAAAGUGUGUGUCACCAAAGCUUUGUUCUUGUUACCUGCUUGGUGUACUCUUAACUGUGUUCAUAGACCUCUUAGUAAUGUUGUUCUCCUUCAGCAAUGGGUUUAACUUUGGCUGCUGUGACUAACCCUGGUCCAGGUGUUAUAAGAAUUGAUAGUAUCCACUUUGGCUUUUACCUUAACCAAAAUAUUGGUUCAUUAUUUUUUUUUUAUUCUGCUGAAGUACAUACAUACAUACAUACAUAUAUACUUAAAUUGAUAUUUACAUUUUUAUAUGCUAUAUAUAUUCACGCAGUCAGCUAUAUGAAUUUUCUGCAGUUUUAUAUCAUUCAAAUAAGUUGUGUAGUAUUUUAUUAUCAUGUAAGUGAUGUAUAUAAAAGUAUGCUGUGUUUGUAUAUAUGACCUCUUGGUAUUUCUACACAAACUGCAUCAAGCAUUUUAACAUGAUUCUUGUUAAGUCUCCCACAGCUAAAGGGUUUUGAGAGAAACUUUACCUGGUGUGUGUGUGUAACUAUAAUGUAUACAUUAGUACAGCACAGUAUAUAUGAGGAUAAUAAUGAUAAUAUAAUGUUUGUACUCUCCUAAUUGUAAAACUUUUAUAAUCUCAACAAUACAUAUUAGUCUAAUUUAGGUAAAAUGACAUUUAUAUUGUCAUUCUUAUUUUCCAGAAAACUUGUCUUCCAUUUGCCUAAUCAUAAUUAUCACAUGAAUGGAAGUAAUCUAUGUGUUUGUAUAUGUAUGAAGGUUUCUCUCUCUUUCACUAGUUGUAUAUUGGUUAGAUCCACAGUAUGAGAGGACAGUAUCUCCAGUUAAACUAAUUCUAUUUGCUUUACCAGUUUAGUGAGUGUCUUGUUUUAUAUGUGGAUGGCCUUUGAUAAUUUGGAGAUAAUAAGCACCUCCUGUUACUCACUGACUGAAACUACAGUAUUUAUACAUCCAAUGGAAUGGGGAGAUUGCAUUAGCAAUGCAGCUUCGUCUGUAGAUAAAUAUUUGUUGUUCUAACUUACUAGUUUAUGUAGUAAUAAAUAAUUUUAACUGGUUUUACCAACUGUGUAAAGAAACUAUUGGCCCUCAGGCUUGACCUACAUCAGCCAGAGAUUUUGUAUUCCAUUUUUUCUUUGUUUUUCUGGAGGUGUUAAGAACUUUUUCUGUUAUCUCUCCCCUUCUUGAUUUUCAGUUGUACAGUACAGUACUGUACAGUGUUUGCUAGUGUAGGCCAUACAGUUGAGAGAGAGAGAAAGGUUCUCACAUUUCUUGUCAUGAAAUAUAUCACAGUUCUUAAAAGGUUUUGUAACCUUUCCCUAUACUGUACAGUAUUGUGAAAAAAUUCAGUGGACAAUGUGUCAAAAAAAAAUUUCAAGAAAACAAUUUAUAGUACAGUACUGUAAUCAAACCUUUUUUUUUUAUAUUUGCAGUUUAUUGUGUGUUAUACAUGCAUACUGUACAAGCAUAUUUAAUAUAUUUUGAUGUUUAGCAUGUAAAUUCUUUAAGAGAUUUACAGGUAGUUUUUAUUUGAUUGACACUGAGAGAGAGGGUGUUCAACAUUAGUUAUCAUUGUUUUGCCUGUAACUACAUUUGUGAAUCCAUCCACAGUCUUUCCAUUUGUGGUAUCCAGUGAUCAUCUGUACAGCCCUCCAUGUCCCGGUUGUUACUUGAUUUUUAAAAUUAUUUGAUCCAGUAAUGAAAAGAAAUACGUGUCUACCUAUAUGUUAACGUCAUCCAAAGUGAUAUAAGAGUUUUUGAGGGAUUUCUGGGUACAGUGUUGAAGUAAGCAUGUACAGUACUAUACUGUAGUAUGUUUUUUACUUACACAUUACAGUAAUGGAUGAUCCCUCAGUGGAAUUGAAGGAUUUUUCUUUUAUGGUGAAUGAUCCUGAUUUUUUCCUUUGGGUAUCAUUUUUGUAUUCUGUUAAGAUUUUAUAAUUACUGGUACUGCAAUUUGAAAUUUAUGCUGAAGCUUUUGAUUGAGAAAGACAGUACUUAGUGAUUGAUUUUGGAUGACUGAAAUAUGGAUAAAAUACUGUAUACUAAAAUCCAUCCCUUUUUAAAAACUAGUAACUGUACAGCUAGUUUUGUUUUGUUUUUUCUUUUUUUAUGUACCAGAUUUUGUAAUCAAACAUGAUCACACACUCAUGAAAUUAUUGUCCAUGUAAAGAAACUUUCUUUACACAUACUGUAUUAUAGUACAGUACAUGCAAACACACACAGAGUGAGUGUUUAUAUAAAAAGAAUGUGUAGGUACAAAAAUACACACUCAUAUGCUUAAUUCCAUUACUGUACAGUAUUUACACAAAUACCUGUAUACUGUACUUCUCUAUUUUUAUUUUAUUAUUUUUUUUUGGGGGGGGGUUCUUAUUUAUAACCAGUGAUGAUUGUAUGCACAAAUAAAUACCUUGUUUACUUUUUCAGGUAUACAGUAUACAUUUUAGUGUUGUAGUUUGUAAGGGACCCAUAAGUACAGUAUGUGGUAUGACUCAUAUUACUUCAUUUCUCAUGUACAUCCACAAUGGAAACUUCAUAUGUACAGUACUUACGUUAUAAUUGUUGUGAAAUCUGUACAAAAUGUGUGCUACUGUAAUUGUAUCUCAAAACUAUCCGUCCAAAUUUAAUGAAAACAGCCCUUGCUGUGUUCAGUGUCCAUAGUCAAAAAUGGCUUUAUAUAUUUUUUGUAUACAGUACUGUAUACAGUAUUUUAAUAAAUAUUCAUGUUGAAAAAUUA